GAAGCCGGCUUUGGAGAGCCCGCUGCGGCGGCGGCAUCAUGGCGGACGUGCUAAGUGUCGGAGUGAACCUGGAGGCCUUUGCUCAGGCCAUCAGUGCCAUCCAGGCGUUGCGUUCCAGCGUGAGCAGGGUGUUCGACUGCCUGAAGGAUGGCAUGCGGAACAAGGAGACGCUGGAGGGCCGGGAGAAGGCCUUCAUUGCGCACUUCCAGGACAACUUGCAUUCGGUCAACCGGGACCUCAAUGAGCUGGAGCGUCUGAGCAAUUUGGUAGGCAAGCCAUCUGAGAACCAUCCUCUCCAUAACAGUGGGCUGUUAAGCCUGGAUCCUGUGCAGGACAAAACUCCUCUCUAUAGCCAACUCCUUCAAGCGUAUAAAUGGUCAAACAAGUUGCAGUACCACGCGGGCCUGGCGUCUGGCCUCUUGAACCAGCAGUCGCUGAAGCGUUCUGCUAACCAGAUGGGGGUGUCCGCCAAGCGCAGACCAAAGGCCCAGCCCACCACGCUCGUCCUGCCGCCUCAGUACGUUGAUGAUGUGAUCAGCCGCAUCGACAGGAUGUUUCCUGAAAUGUCCAUCCACUUAUCCAGGCCCAAUGGAACAUCAGCAAUGCUUCUGGUGACCUUGGGAAAGGUGUUGAAAGUGAUUGUCGUCAUGCGGAGCCUGUUCAUUGAUCGAACAAUAGUUAAGGGAUAUAAUGAAAAUGUCUACACGGAAGAUGGCAAGCUUGAUAUAUGGUCCAAAUCCAACUAUCAAGUUUUCCAGAAGGUGACAGACCACGCCACCACCGCCCUGCUCCACUAUCAGCUGCCCCAGAUGCCAGACGUCGUGGUCAGAUCCUUCAUGGGCCGUCAGCCGGCCGCACCGGAUCCUGACGGAACCGGCAGCUGUUCCAGCAUCGUGCCGACGCGGCCUCGUGCCCUCACCUCAGCGGGCGCCCAUCUUUCACCGCGGCUGAAACUCCCUUUGCCGCUCAUGCUCGAAAGGCUGCCAGCUGGAGACCUACUCAGAAGACCUACCUGUUCGCAAGUCCAAAUCUGUGUUGACAGCCAGCUGCCGUGGUGCUGCCCACGUAUCCCGUCACGGUUUGCCUCGGGAAGUGAGCUGCCCAGAGAACCUGCCGCUCAUUUCUUGGAAGACACAGACCCGACUUCUCGAUCGGCGCCCGCGGUGCUGGGGAGGGCGGACAAGCAGGCCCGGGCAGUCCGCAGAGCCGUGCGAGUUGUGGUUCCUUUGUGUGUCCGGAGGACAGUUCCGCCGACAGCCUCCAGCAGGCUCCUCAUUUUCAGACCUGGUUACGAAGUUACAUAAAGCUGUUCCAGGCUCCGUGCCAGCGCUGCGGGAAGUUUCUACAAGAUGGCCUUCCCCCCACGUGGAGGGAUUUCCGAACCCUCGAAGCCUUCCACGACACCUGCCGCCAGUGACCCCGCCCCAGCCCCGGGCCGGCCUCCAGGCUCUGCCCCGCACCUUCCCAGAUGAUCCCUGGAUCCCUCGGUCAGCCUGACGGCUCGGCCCCGUCCUCACCGCGUAGACUCCAGCACCCACUCCUCCCCGUGCGUAGAGCAGCACGUCCUACCUUAAGGCUGAGCCACUUGCGGAACAGAUUCCUUCUCGUUUUGAUGGGACUAAUUACCCACUGCAGGUGGUAAACGGAAGGCAGAGAAAACCUUUUAGAACUCAGAGUAAGGAACUCACGCAGCAUGCUCGUCCUUGUGUGUUGGCGAAUCAUCCUCCUGGGCCUGUGCUCUAAGUCAUGUUCACGAGCCAUUAUCGUCUGAAUAAGCUCAUGUCCGUACAUCCUGCCAUGCUGGGCGUUUUGUUUUGUAACUUUUUUUUUAACAUAUAUAUAUAUAUAUAUAUAUAUAUAUAUAUACAUAUAUAUAAAAGCAGUAAACGUUUUGUACCCAG
Molecule: messenger RNA, 1901 nt
Organism: Prionailurus viverrinus (fishing cat)
Lineage: Eukaryota; Metazoa; Chordata; Mammalia; Carnivora; Felidae
Gene: MED27
Product: mediator complex subunit 27
Exons: 9
Coding region: 39-1304 (421 amino acids)
Biological process (GO): regulation of transcription by RNA polymerase II
Cellular component (GO): mediator complex
Molecular function (GO): transcription coactivator activity
Source: RefSeq, a predicted model, not a curated record